GCUUUGAAGGCACACAUCGGCGCGCGCACAGCAUGUUUGAGCCUCAUCCGCAUCGGUACACCAUCUCAAGGACAGACGGAGUUCUGCUCAGAGGAAAGUAACGGCGUGCCUAUGUGGAUCUAAAACUGCUGUGAAAACGUGUCGAGCAUCCACAGAAAAAGGUACGUUUUCCACGGAUGUCGUUAGCAAUGAUUAAUCCGACAGUAGUGGCCAAGAGGACAGGAGGGCUGUCGCAGGAUGGUCAGAAAUAGGCGUGUGUCUGUGUUGUGUGUCCAAGGUAACAUUGCUAACAGUGACUGGCUGAUUCAGUGAUGAGAUAGACACAGACAACAGCCAGGGCUUUGACUCUGUCCUUCAGCUCCUUAUAAAUCAUCCUCACUGUACAAUUACAAAGCCUUUACUGGCCCCCACUCUUACUUAAGGGACUCCAGACUGUUUAUAUCUCCAGAUUCGUGCUUAUAAGAGGACCGCUAUUUUGUUUGUUCUGUGUCUUUAGACGGAUACAUAGGUAUUUCAUGACAUUUAACGUAAAAACAUAAAAAAAAAAAAAAAAUGGUGUGAAUUGUUGAAGUUCUUUUUAAAAUAUUUAUAUUUGUGUCUUUGGUGAAAAAUGCAAAAGAUGGUGUCACUGUCAUACAUGUUAAAUGUGGAAUUUAACCUACAUGUUUGAUAGAUUUCUAAAUGUCUGGUGUUGUGGAUGUAGACAGUUUUUGAAAAUACCAGGAGUACCUGGCUGCAGACCUUAGUAAAAGCCCAGGGACUGAGGGAAGUUCAGCCUUUGUCUCAGCUGCUAUCGGUAAAUCAGGUCAUCUCACCAGCAAAAGUUGUCAUCCUUCUAACCAGUGGCGGAUCUAGGGGGUGGCUACUAGGACUCAAGCCCCGCAUGUUUUCUCAAGAGCCCCGGAUCUUGGAUCUGAGCUGGUCUGAGUUUAAUGUGCAGUACUUGACUUCACCAGAGAGUGGCAGCAUGCGCAGGAAAGCAGCCUGUAGCCUUCCUGUUCAGAAGAAGAAGUGUUUCCCUCUUGUGGCUGUUACUACUCCUCUACUCUACUGCCAGCGUCUAACGACGAGUCAAGUGCCUCCACAGCAAAUUUUAACCCAUUUAAACCGGGACAGCAUGUACGUAUUUCAACCUUCCAAGCCGGGAGAAGCGUAAACGCAUUUCAACCUUCCAAGCCGGUGUUGUGUCGUAGAAUGCACCUCUGCUGUAGAAUGCACCCCUGACAGUAGUGCGGUUGAAAGUACAUAACAGGGCAAAAUAAUCCAAGUUUUUCUCACCAUUUUACGGAAUCUAAAGCGUGUGCCUUUAAUGAUUUCAUUCAGGCUAUUCAGAUAUGCUGAAAACAAUAGCCCUCUGAUUCGGAAUAUUUGCUGUCCUGAAAAUAUAAUGUUCUCUACCUUGACGGCUUACUGUACAGUUUAUACACCCAAGUACACCUCUGUAUGUGCAUUUUUGAGACACAUAAAAACAAAAUGAAAGUUUGCCGCUCCAUUUGACAUGUUGUCAUGAUCGAAUACCCGUGUUUUUUCUUUAUUAUGAGAUCAUUUUCUUCCACUUCAAGAAGCUAAUGAGUGGAGGGGAUGCAUUCUAUGGCAUGGGUGCAUUCUACGGCACAACACCGGCAGCGCUGCUGCGCAUGUCUACUCUUUAAGCCGGGGGCGCGGAUACGUCAUUUUGUAACAUUCUGUAGUUUUUCAAUCAUUUCUGGAGUCAUGGCGAAUCAAAUCACACUGUCAGCAAAGGCUACACAAUAAAAAAUAGCUAAAAAACAUAGGGCAGGAGAGUGAAAAGGAGAAAGUGAGUCAAAUGGCUAUUUGUAACAAACACAAUAUAUCUGGAUGUUUCAUAGGUUUUAUUUGUAAAUAGUUAUUUUUGAAUUUUAGUUCAUGAGUGAGUAAAGAGGAGAAGACAGGAGAUGACAUUCCUAUAACAUUCAAAAGCAGAAGAGGAGGCAUGACAAGACAAGAAGACAGCUCUGAAAUGUAUUUUAAGAGUGAGGAAGACAAAGUAGAGGAAGGAGUGAAGAGAAAGUGAGGGGAAAAAAAUAACAGAAAUGGAAAUCAUACAAAAACUUUCAGAGAAAGCAAAAGAGAGAGACAGCAGAUGUUAAAGGGUUGAGAAUAAAAGAUUGAAGAACAGAGCAGUAAAGGACAGCAGAGGUGCCAGCCAGGAUUACAGGUAUAGCUGUAAGGAAAUAAGAUGCAUUUUAUUGUACUUUAUUUCACAUCUUUAGUUUAUGAUCAGGCGGAAUAACUUUUUUGUUUUAUAUUUCCUUCUUUUAGUGGAUGUGAGGCAUAUGUUCAUGACAUAAGACAUUGACUUCAACAAGGCUAGUCGUAGGACAUUUGCAUCAUUAAAGGGUCUGAAUUUUUAAGUGUUCUCCUUCGUGUCCUUUGCCAGCUUUAAAUUGGUGGUAAGCUGAAGUAAAGUAAAAUUGUAGUUUUGUGUGCAUUGUAGCAAAAAAAGGUGGAAAAAGUAAAUCGGCAUCUGCACCCUCGGGGCUAAGCCCCUGAUCGCCUAGAAUCCUAGAUCUGCCCCUGCUCCUAACUUUAACAGUAAUAACUCAACAGACUUUGAGAGUUCCAUCCUGUAACCUGCAGUUUGGACUUAAUCUGGGUUUUUUAAAUGGCUGUGGCCCACUUUGGCCAUGUCAUUUUACUGCAAGUCAGUAUGAUGUACCGUUACAUUUUAGGAGGUGAUAAUGUAAAUUUGGUGAUAUCAUGUUAUGUACAAAAUUGUCAACUUAUUUUUGUUCACCAGACUGAAGAUUUUCCUGUAGUAAAAAGAAAAAUAAUCACUUGUCUAUUAAGUCUGGUGUCAACCAGCAAAUAUGAUGACACCACAUCCAUAGAGGUCAAAAAAUUAAAAAUGAUCGGGCUGACUUUUAGAACAGCCUGUACCCCAUUAAUUCUCCUCAUUUAUUUUGUAUCAGAACAUGCUGCUGGGCAAUGUAUUUUUGGAUUCUGGGUUAUUGUUGUAGUGCUGCUUUUUAUUUACCUGUCUCUUUAAUUAAAUUAAAAGCGGAACAAACAAAUAAUAAAAAGAGCUGUUUGAGAGCACCAGGAGGUAAUGCUCCCAAAAGGAUUAAUGGUGUACUGCUGAAGAGGACAGGAGGAGGCAGGAAGAUGAGGAGAAUAGGGAAAGAAGCAGGAUGAGGAGUGGGGAGAGCAGGCAGGGGAGCAGGAGGAGGAGAGAGGAGAGCAGGGAGAGGAACAGGUUGGGGAGAGAGGAAUAGAAUAGAAUAGAAAAGAAUAUUCCUUUAUUGAUCCCCAUGGGGGAAAUUUUUUUGUCCCAGCAGCAUCACAGACAAAGAGUGCAAAAAUGCAGUUAUAAAAAUAAAGAUCCUAAUAUUAAGAACUUAAAUAAAUGUAAUAAUCAAGAAAAAAAAUUAGAAAAAGGAAAAAAAGGGAGAAGAAAAAUAAAACUAUCUACAAUAUACAUAAUUUAAAUGCCAGAAAAAAGUGGUGUUGUAAAUCCAGUUAUUAUUACAGUUUGUUUUAAAGUCUUAUUGCAGAGGGGAGGAAUGACCUGCGGUAGCGCUCCGUCCUGCAAGGUGGAAGUCUCAGUCUGCUGCUGAAGGAGCUGCUUAAGGCCCCCACAGUCUGGUGCAGUGGGUGAGAGGGAUUGUCCAUGAUGGAUACAAGCUUUGUUAACAUCCUCUUCUCACCCACCUCCUCCAGGGAGUCCAAAGAACAGUCCAGGACAGAACUGGCCCUCCUGACCAGUCUGUUCAGUCUCUUCCUGUCCCUCUCGGUGCUCCCUGCCCCCCAGCAGACCACUGCAUAGAAAAGUGCAGAUGCUACCAUGGAGUCAUAGAAAGUCCUGAGCAGAGUCCUGCACACUCCAAAGGACCUCAGUCUCCUCAGCAGGUGGAGACGACUUUGGCCCUUCUUGUACAGGACGUCUGUGUUAGUUGACCAGUCCAGUUUAUUGUUGAGGUGGACACCCAGGAAUCUGUAGGACUCCACCAUCUCGAUGUCCAGACCCUGGAUGUUCACUGGAACAGUCUGAGGUGUCCUCCUCCUGCGGAAAUCCACAACCAUCACCUUUGUCUUACUGGUGUUGAGCUGGAGGUGGUUUGUGCCACACCAGUUGAAAUAGUCACUGAUGACGGUCCUGUAUUCCCGCUCAUCCCCUGACGACACACAUCCGACGAUGGCUGUGUCAUCAGAGAACUUCCGGAGGUGACAGCUCCCAGAGUUGUAGCCGAAGUCCGAGGUGUACAGGGUGAAGAGAAAGGGGGAGAGCACUGUCCCCUGUGGAGCCCCCGUGCUGCAGACCACCAUGUCCGAUACAUAGUCCUGAAGCCUCACAAACUGUGGUCUGUCGGUGAGGAAGUCCACGGUCCAUGCGGCUAGGUGACAGUCCACUCCCGGCCUCUCGAGCUUCCCCCUGAGCAGUCAAGGCUGGAUGGUGUUGAAAGCACAGGAGAAGUAAAAAAACAUGACCCUCACAGUGAUGCCGGUAUUCUCCAAGUGGGCCAUGGACCUCUGCAGCAGGUAGAUGACUGUGUCGUCCACCCCGAUGUUCGGCUGGUACGCAAACUGCAGAGGAUCCAGAUGAGAGCUCACCAGGGGGCGGAGGUUCCUCAGCACGAUCCUCUCCAGAGUCUUCAUCAGGUGAGAAGUGAGGGCCACAGGUCUGAAGUGGUUUGGCUCCCUGGGGUGUGCUGUCUUGGGGACAGGAAUCACGCAGGAAGUAUUCCACAGUGUUGGGACCCUCUCCAGACUCAGGCUCAAGCUGAAGAUGUGCAGUAGCACCUCACAGAGCUGGUCUGCACAGUCCUUCAAGAGUCUGGAGCUGAUGCCGUCAGGACUCGUGGCUUUCCUUGGCUUCAUCUUCUUCAGCUCACUUCUCAACUGGUCAGCUGUUAUGGAGAGGCUGGGGGUGGUGCUGGAGGGGGUGGUGGAGGAUGAGUGGAGGGGGGUUGAUGAUGCCGGUGCCAUGGAACUGAGGUGGUGUGAAGAAGAAGCAGCAGACGGGUCGUUGGUUUGAUGAGUAGAGGGAGGAGUGGGAGCAGAGUCAAAUCUAUUGAAGAACAGAUUCAGCUGGUUGGCCCACUCCCUGUCUCCUGCUUCAGGUCCCCUCUCAUGGCCCCUGCUAUGACCUGAGAUGGAUUUCAGGCCUCUCCAGACCUCCCUUGCGUUGUUCUGUUGCAGGAGGUUUUCCAUCUUGGUCUUGUAGCUGGCCUUUCCCUCUCUGAUCUUCUUCUUCAGCUCCUUCUGCACCCUCCUCAGCUCCUCCUUGUCCCCAGAUUUAAAGACCCUCCUCUUCUCCUUCAGGAGGACUUUAAGUUCCGGGGUCACCCAAGGUUUGCUGUUGGAGAAACACCGUACUUUCCUGGUGGGUACGGUGUUCUCAACACAGAAGUUUACAUAGUCCAUGAUGCAAUCUGUCAUGGUGUCGAUGUCAUCACCAUGUGGGCCGCACAGUACAUCCCAGUCUGUGGUCUCAAAACAGUCCUGCAACGCCUCAGUGGCCUCCUCAGACCACCUCUUAACAUACCUGAUGGUGGGGGGUUGUUUCUUCACCAUAGGUAUGUAAAUGGGCUGUAGUCUCACCAGGUUGUGAUCUGAGCGGCCCAGCGGGGGGAGGGGGGAGGAGGUGUAUGCAUCCUUGGUGUUUGCAUACAGUAGGUCCAAAGUUUUAUUGUGUCUCGUUGGGCAAUUUACAUACUGGCUGAAGGUAGGGAGAGUGGAGGAGAGCGAUGCAUGAUUAAAGUCUCCAGAGAUGAUGAUCAGAGACUGAGGGUGUGUUGUAGCUUGGACACUUCACUAUGGAGGAGUUCACAGGCUGCAGCAGCAUCAGCCGAGGGGGGGGUGUAAACAGUUAACGCGAUGACGUGCGAAAACUCCCUCGGCAGGUAAUAUGGCCGCAAACUCACAGCCAGCAGCUCAAUGUCCUUAGAGCAGCGCUGCUCUUUAACACUGACGUGCCCAGCAUUACACCAUCUCUCAUUCACAUACACCGCUAUCCCGCCUCCUUUCUUCUGUGAGAGUGGGUUCAUUCAGCCAUGACUCCGUGAACAUCAAAAGGCUGCACUCGCGGUACUCCCACUGCAGCCAAGUCAGCGCUGUGAGCUCUUCCAUCUUGUUGGGGAGAGACCUCACGUUUCCCAUAAUGAUGGACGGGACAGUUGGUUUAUAACGUCUCCGCUUUGCCUGAUGCUGAACUCCAGCCCUGCAUCCUCUCCUCCUCCUGCAGAGCUUGGCGGGGAUGUCCAGUCUGUCCAACGAAGAUGGCCGGGCUUGGCACAGCGCCAACAGCUGUUCACGGCUGUAAACAAUGGGGCCGCUGAAUGGGUUGCCGGACACAGACUUAAAAACUCCAAAAAGUAAAAGAAAACGAAGUGCUAGAUUCAUGAAAAGCACAUCCAUGGUUGGAAUAUGCAAGACACAACACUGCUAAAUAAAAAGAAAGACAAAUAAGGUGCAAAAAACAACAAUAAGAAGGCAAAAACGUAAAGUCUGUGAGGAGCUGCUGUGACUUGCUGCCACUCUCAGGGCGCUCAGUCACGCAGGUGAGCAGGGAGAGUAGCAGGUUGGGGAGAGAGGAGAGCAGGGAGAGGAGCAGGAGGAGGAGAGAGAAGAGCAGAGAGAGGAGCAGGUUGGGGAGAGAGGAGAGCAGGGAGAGGAGCAAGAGGAGGAGAGAGAAGAGCAGAGAGAGGAGCAGGUGGAGGAGAGAGAAGAGCAGGGAAAUGAGGAGGAAGAGAAAAAAGAGCAGGGAGAGGAGCAGGUGGAGGAGAGAGAAGACAGGGAGAGGAGCAGGAGGAGGCAGGUGUGCCUGGGGUUUUUAUAGGCGGUUUUGUAAAAGCUCUUAAAGGGGACCUGCCACCAAAAAUGUAUUUUUUGCAUUUUUGUGUGUCAGAUUAAGUCCAUAUUAGGUCUGUCUUAUGUUGUAAAUGUGAAAAUAAAUCGUUAUGCCAUUUGCGUUCUGUAAAGAUUUGAAAUAAAGAAACGGGUAAAACAGGCCAAUUGAAAAAGCAGGUCAUUCUGACGUCAAGCUGACCUUGCUCAUUAUUAUUCACGAGUGCGUCCUCGGUUAGCCACACCCACUCACUCGUUCCACUCACUCGUACCCAGUCACAAUCAUCAUCACUCUCCAGUAGGUCUGGGCGAUUAUAUGAUCGUGAUCGAUGAUUGCGAUAAAUUUCAGUCCAAUCACGGUGAUCAGCUGUGAGCAUAUUUACUUGAUCAAACAUGGCAGAAUUGUGUGUCACAACAGCCAAUCAGAGUCGGGCUUUUUUCUGCUCACUUCUGUAAGUUACCGGAGAAGUAAACAGAAUGACCUAACAUGAAGCUAAACGCAGCAAAAUAGAUGUCAGCCGUGUCUUUGAGUCCUCCUCCGAAGAUGUUAUUGUUAAGAAGUUAUUCAACGUCUCUCCAAAGUGGCGUCAAGCAAUUAAGCCGAUAAACCGGCAACAUAACAGAUCUGUUUAAUCAUUUGAAGAAGUACUUCCCGAGUGAUUAUGCGGGAAGCAUGAAAAUGCGAGCAGAGUCUGCACAGCCUGUCACUGCUGACGGUACGAGUAGCAUUAGCAGUUUAGCCACAACUAGCGGUACAGCCACAGACCAAAACAGCGAUCAAUCAUAUCCAUACCUGCCAACACUCCCGUUUUUCCAGGGACUCUCCCAUAUUCCAGACCUAUCUCCCGCCCACCCCCCGUAUUGUGAUUUCUCCCAUGAAUUUCUCGUAGCAUGGUCCACGUUCAUUCAUGAAUCGGAUCACUAUAUUUUUCUAAAGUUUCCAGACAGCUGGAGAUAGUCCUGUGUUUCUGCUGAGCCUCACAGACACUGGAUCGAUACUUUUGCUUUAGAGUUUGGGAUGAUUCAGGUGGGUUUCAGCUGUAAACUAUGUUUAAGCAGUGUUUGUUGGAAAAUGAACACUUCAGUGAAAGGAAAACAAACGCUAAAUAUGCAAGAGUGAUGCGUUCAGGGCACCCUCAGAUAAAAAAAGUGCUGUAUUUCAUGCACAGAUGUUCAGAGAGCCUCAUACAGGAGAGUAUGUAAAACAUAUGAGGACUUAAACACUAAUAUUAGUGGACUAAAUAAGUUAAAGGCAUAUGGUACCUAUUUUUUUUUUUAUUGCCAUUUGUUACUGUUAAAACAAAACCAAAGUGUGCAGCUUCACUUAUACUUAUUUAAGUGAGCAAUUUAAUUACAAAUACUCUCAUGAUUAGCUCAUAUCCACCAUACGAGGUCACCCCAAAACUGCCCAGCGUGCGCUGCAAACAACUCCUGGAUUUUAUAACCCAAAUGUUGGCAGGUAUGCGUAUCAUCUACGUUUACAUCACCUAAUGUUUACAUUUUAAAGCAUCUUCAUUAUCCCUGAGGGGGCGAUUUGUUUAUUUUGGGUCCUGCAUACCUGCAAAAACACUCAGGACUGUAAACUAAUUCACUGUAUUACUUAGUAUUUAUCUACUUUUGUUGUACUGUUGAGUUAAAAUGCUUUUUAUAUUUUUCUCAGAGUAUCUUAUUCAAUUUGCUUUGUUAUUUACUUUGUAUGUUAAUAAAAUGUUGAACUUAUCUCUAGUUUUUUUUUUGUUUUUAGUACAGAUGCUUUAAAACUGGCAGUUUAAAAAAACGUGAUAAUAAUCGAGAUCGGACAAUAUGACAGAAUAUAUCGUGAUCAUUUUUUUUGCCAAAUCGCCCAGGCCUACCCAGUCCUAGGCAUCGAUGUUGAUUUCAGCCUGUUUUAGAACUGCUCCUGUUGAAAUACUGAGCUCCCUGUAAACUCCAACACCUCAAACUUCUGAGUGGAAGUUUUAAAUCUACAUGGCAGCAGCCUUUAGCCAUACUCUCUCCCUGUCUGUCUCUGUUUCACCUGCUCGUGUUGUUGCUAUCUCCAUUUUUAGGAGGUCAGUGAUGACAUCACUCAUGCAUCUCCUGAGUAUUCCAAAUUCCUAACCACAUCACCAUGGCAACAGGAAGAAAAGGUAAGAUGGUCCAGGCCUGUGUUUAAGUGUGUUUUUUUGAGUGUUCCUGCUGACUUUCACUAGUCUGGCUUUCAUACAGCUACUUCUUGCUGCAGCCACUAGGGGGUGGUGUUUCUCCUGAUGAUGUUGAGACACCUUAUUAGGAACCCUGAUUAAAGAGGACUCAUAAAUAGGUCCGAGAAAAAAGGAAGGAGCUAAAAUGAUGUGUUUGCUUCAUAAAGUUAUAAAGUUAUCCUUACAUCUGUUUGUGCUUUUAUUUCCCUUCGUCAUCAGGCUCCACCUCCAAAGGUGGGGUGCAUUUUCCUGAUGAUGAUGAGCCUCCUGGUUCUCCAACACGAAGAGAUGACCAGUCGAACCUCUCCACUCUUAUUGCCACUUUAGAGAAAGACGGCAGCUACUUGGUGAAGGUUUGUCUCUAUGUGACAGCUUGUUGUUUGAAAGCCUGACAACUUUUUGAUUGUUUCUCACAGGCUGAAGAACAAAACUCACACCAGGAAACAGAAUCCGUAUGUCUGUUUUAUAAAUACAGCACAGGGAACAGUCAGCGCUGAGACAAAGGCAAAGUGUGCUCUUCCUCUGUCACCAACUCCCCCAACUCAAGAUCCAUCCCUCUUCUGCUGGAAAUAUCCAGCUUCAUCACUUAUGUGUCUUCUGUCUCUUGUUAAAGCUCCCUCAGCUACAAGAGGCAGACCACAACUAAAUAAAAUGAUCUGAAUGAAAACAGAAAGGUCUUAUCACCACAGGUUUUACAAAUGCAUUUUUUAUUUUGACAGCUUGUCACGUUCAGGAUAAUAGGAAUCUCAAGCUAAUCUGAGCUCUCUGACUCAGUUAAAUAACUUCAAAUCCAGUACUAUGAGUCUUUCUGGCCCAUGAUAUUUAGCAGAUGGAGGACUAUAGCUGAUCGGGUAGUCCUCAGCAUAGCCAAUAUCAAAUACUUACAUUAGGCAUAAACCCUAUCUUUGGAAUUAACUUUGACCAAAUUAGUGUUUUGACCCUGAAGCUAUGUAUUUAUCAUCUUUGGAGCCAACAAGAAGAGUUCAUAAUCAAACUGUCUCCCUGUUGCAGAUGUAGCAUUUUGUCUGAUGGGUUGCUGCAAGUCUGGUCUCUCUUAUUUUUCUGCAAUUUUUCCUCUAUUUUUUCUUAUUUUUGUGGUGUUUUGUUGUGUUUUGUUGGUCGCUGAUGGAUAUUUCUGUUGGGAGCAGAUUGUACUCAGAAAAGAGCUUUUUUCAUCGAGACGAAGCAAAUCUAGACAACAACAUCCAAUCCCAGAUGACAUUAGGAAGUGUUAUCAUGGUUGCCAUGCUGGUGCAAAGGUGAAGGCAAGGUUAAUUGCUAGGAUGUAGAGAUAAAAACCUAUGAUAUAAGCUCUGUGGUUGGAUUCAAGUUUGAAUUGCUGGAGGAUGUGGUCUAUUCUCAAGAACAUGGAUCACCCACUUUACAACACCUUAAUGGACCAAAGGGCCAAUGGUGGUGGAUGACUCCUCUCUCUUCGCUGCAGGAAAGAAAGAUUCAGAAGAUCUUUUGUACCCACAGCCAUCAGACUUUACAACAAGACUGUAAAUAAUAGAUGAUACAAAACUUGAGAACUUAGAAACCCAGACAAUCCAACUUCCCUUCAAGGAUAAAUCAAGUUAUUUUUAUCAUAUCUUUUCUUAUCAAUUUUUUUCACUGGUAAAAAUUGAAUUUUGGUAUUUGUAGAUUUAACACUAUUUUUCUGUGUAAGUUUAUCUUGAUUGAUGAGCCAGCAGCUUGUUUGGUUUGGGUUCAAGUUUUGCUUUGAGCCCACCUUAUAGCAUGCCCUGUAAAAACUAAUGAAUAUUUUAUAUUCAUUUUUGGUUAGUGGUAUAAAUUGCCUGUGUCAAAGAAACCAAAGCUGUAAAACAGGGCUAUUAAAGCAGCAUGUUAAUUUGUUCAAUCAAUUCUCUUAAAUAAAUAAGAGGUAAAUAAAGAAUAAAGUAGAGUAAUUACUGUCUCACUUCAUAGAGUUGGCUUCACUGUUAUAAACCACAAAGGUUUUCAUUCAGGAUAAAGUCAGUACAAUAGCGCCUGUUGAAGCUUAUUUUCAUGGAGACUUUCUUGAUGCUGUUGUCUCCUCACUCCAGUCCUGUGACUGUCUAAACCCAUGAUGUAUAGCACCUUGUGCUGCUUUGUUUCCUUCAUUUCUUUAUUGAAUUGCCCUUUGGGGAUCAAUGAAGUUCUUUUUGUCUUGUCUUAUCUUGUCUUUAGUUGUUCGAUGUCUCUGUCACUCAUCCCUCACUUUUCAGUUUUCUACCUGUGGUAUUUACUGAUGCUAUGAGAAACAUGUUUUUGCUGCAUGUCAACAUCAAAAGGUGAAAUCAUAAACUUGAUAAAGACUCCGUUCCACAGAUUAUUUGAAAUGACGUGAGUGAUGUGGCUUUGCUUUUAUCAUACUGGAGUAAUCACUGCUGGUGUGGGAUCUUGGCCAAUCAGAAGAGAGUUUACAACACAGCUUUAUUCUUUAUUCUUUAUUCAUACGGAUCCCCAUUAGCUGCCACCAAAGUAGCAGCUACUCUUCCUGGGGUCCACAAAUAAAACAAACAAUACAGUACAUAAUUCAAUAAAACAUGUACAGUCUCGCAAAAGGUCAUUCAAGACAAUAAAAGUCCAGUAAAAAGCAAACAACAAACAAACAAACAAACAAAAAAAAAAAAAAAACAAGCAGCAAACAAAUUAAACUAAAAUUUAAAAGUCAGUUAAGAUUACAAUUAAGAUAAGUGUAAUUUGUCAGGUGUCUUUUAAGGAGUCUCUUAAAACUAGCCUUACUAGGUGCUUUAGUGAUCAUUGUUGGUAACGUGUUCCAAAUGGUAAUUGCUCGAUACAUUACAGAUCUGCAGACUGCAUUUGUUCUGUAUUUUUCUUUAACCAUGUCACCCCUAGUAGCCUGCCUGGUAUUAUAAUUAUGACGAUCUCUCACAUACUGUAUUUGCGAGUUCAAACAAACAGAUUCUUUGUUAAAACAAAUAUUCCUAAAGAAACUCACUAAAUUACAAGCCAACCUCUCCUCAACUCUGAGCCAUGAGAGACUAGCAUGCAGUCUCUCAGUGCUCUGCCUUACACCCAAUGGACAGUGCAAUGCCAGCCUUGCAGCUUUGUUCUGAACUAUUUGAAGUUUGGACAGAUGUUUCUUGUCGGCACCUGACCAUAAUGCAGAGCAGUAAUCAAGGUGAGAUAGCACCAGUGCCUGUGUCACCAGCACUCUAGAAGCUGGAGUAAGAAAUGAGGAACACCUUUUAAUGCAUCCUAUACCCCUACCCAUUUUUUUGACAAUGUUUUCAAUGUGUUUUUCCCAUGUUAAAUGUGCAUCGAGUGUGACACCAAGAAAAAGUGCCUCUUGAACCUGCGCAAUGUUUGAGUCUUUGAGUGAUAACCUCAGGUGAUAAUCCUCUCGAGUGGCAUGUCUUGCAGUAAGCACUAAGCUUUUAGUUUUUGCUACAUUCAAAAUAAGUCUAUUUUCACAUGUCCAGUCCGAUUAUAGUUGCAGUUCAGAUUGAAGUGUAUUUCUCAACUCGGAUAAACUGUUUGAUGCAAAAUAGACAGUCGAAUCAUCUGCAAAUAAAGUGCAACCACUUUUCUCUAAAACUAAAGGCACGUCAUUUGUAAAUAAAGUGUGAAGCAGAUGACCAAGGCAGCUGACCUCAGUGAUCUGACCUAUAGGCAUGCUGAAACUCGGAAUUUAAUUGAUUAAUUGAAAAAUAAUGAAGUACCUGCUCGAGAACAACUUUUUCCAUUAGCUUACUUAGCACUGGUAGAAUAUUAAUGGGUCUGCUAUUGACAGCUGAAAAACUCUCACGUUUGUUUUUCGGAAGAGGUAUAACCUUAGCAGAUUUCCAGAUCUGUGGAAAUAACCCCUCCUGCGGACUCAUUAAAAAUAUGACAUAUUGGCAAGGAGAUUAUAUUGGAAACAACUUUAAGUAACCGUCCAUCAACAUUAUCCAUACCAGCUGGUUUAUCAUUGUUUAACCCAUCAAGCAUUUUUUUACAUCAUCAUUUCUUAUCAGUUGAAACUUAAAAACACACUGUUUGUUUCUCAUAAUAAUGUUGGAUAUUAUUUCAUGUGACCUACCACUAACUCUAGGGGAGCCCAUGUCUUUCCUCAACAUAUCAACUUUAUUUGUAAAAUGAUCAUUGAAGUGGUUUGCAAUAUCCUUUGCAUUUGUUAAAAAACUCCCAUUAACCUCAAUGAAAGAAGGUGAGUUACUUUGGCCUCUGCCCAUUAUUUCAUUCAGAGUUUUCCACAGUUUGUUGCCAUCAUUCUUCCUCUCCUGAAUUAGAUUUUGAUAAUAUGCCUUUUUCUUCUUUCUGUUUAACUUUGUGACUUUGUUCCUCAUUAUACAAUACAUUCGCCAUUUUUCAGUUCCUUUAAGAUCUAUAGCAGCUUUCUUCAACUCAUCUCUUUCACGCAUACACUGUCUGAGCUCAUCAUCAAUCCAUGAUGCUUUACUAGAGCCCACUGUAAAUUUUCUUAAUGGUGCAUGCCUAUCUGCUACACCCAGAAAUAAUUCAUUAAAUAACUUGAGAGCUUCUUCAACUCCAUUUAAUGCCAGCACCCGAUUCCACUCAACAUUCUCAAUAUCCCUAAUAAAAUCAUUGUCACAGAAUCUUCUAUAUAAUCUUUUACGCAAUACUUUAGGCCCUGCUUUUGGAGUUUUCGUUUUCCUUACAAUAGCCACAACAUUAUGAUCACUAAACCCCACAGAGACAGAUACUGCUUUGGAGCACAAAUCUAUGUUAUUAGUAAACAUAUGGUCAAUACAGGUUGCAGAUGUAUGUCCAGCAUCAUUGCAAUACACUCUAGUUGGCUUGUUCACCAUCUGAGUUAAAUUGCAAAUUAGUGCAAUGCUAUGCAACUUUUUCCUUAAUGGGCAUCAAGGGUUCAGGCUGGUGGUGGUGGUGUCAUGGUGUGGGGAAUAUUUUCUUGGCACUCUUUGGGCCCCUUGGUACCAAUUGAGCAUCGUUGCAACGCCACAGCCUACCUGAGUAUUGGUGCUGACCAUGUCCAUCCCUUUAUGACCACAAUGGACCCAACUUCUGAUGGCUACUUUCAGCAGGAUAAUGCGCCAUGUCAUAAAGCUGGAAUCAUCUCAGACUGGUUUCUUGAACAUGACAAUGAGUUCACUGUACUCAAAUGGCCUCCACAGUCACCAGAUCUCAAUCCAAUAGAGCAUCUUUGGGAUGUGGUGGAACGGGAGAUUCGCAUCAUGGAUGUGCAGCUGACAAAUCUGCGGCAACUGUGUGAUGCCAUCAUGUCAAUAUGGACCAAGCUCUCUGAGGAAUGCUUCCAGCACCUUGUUGAAUCUAUGCCACGAAGAAUUGAGGCAGUUCUGAAGGCAAAAGGGGGUCCAACCCGUUACUAGCAUGGUGUACCUAAUAAAGUGGCCGGUGAGUGUAUACAUUGCUACACCUCCCCCAAAAAUAUUUCUGUCAUUUCUAAAAAUGUUAAAGCCUAAUAUACCUACUCCCAUAUCUGUAAUCGAGUCAUCUAAGUGUGUUUCUGAGACAGCAAGUAUAUUAAUAUUUUCCCCAUUUAUCAAGGUUGUUAUUUCAUCAACUUUAUUUCUCAAACUAUUAACAUUAAUGUGAGCUAUUCUUAACCCCUUAUUUGGUAGAUUAAGCAUCAUGAUUUUCGGUUCAUGUCCAUACAAUAAUAAUGCUGAUAGUAGUACAGAUUACUGAUCUCAUUUGAACUUCUCGAGUUGCUCAAUGGCACUGAUGCAAAGCCCAUGGGAAUUUUCUGCUGCGCCAUUAAGUUUAAUAAACACCUUGUAACUGGCAGUCCAAGUGGACUGUAUUUUGCCAUUUUUUUUAAGGGCCCUGGCUUUUCUGGCUAUGUCACUAUUUUUUUUGGUGAGGUGUUCAUUUAUAUAUACAUUUGUGCCCUUUAACUUUCUACCUUGUUUCAGCAGGUUUGUCUUCUGUUUCCUGUUUGCAAAUCGUACAAUUAUAGAUGGUAUUACUGGGUUGUCCUUUAGCUUCCUAGCUGGCAGAGUGUGGCAUGCCUCGAUACUGUUGAUGUCAAUGUGGAUGUCCUUACUAUGGAGGAAGGUUGUUACCUGCUCCUCCGUUGUUUCCUCAUGGUCAGGGCUGGCAGAGUCAAGGCAUUUCACCGCCUGGAGGUAGCUUCAUGGUUUAAUCUUCAAACCUGUUAUGAUCACGUCGUUUAAUCUUGAAUAUUGCUCCAAGCUAUUUAGCCUAUUUUCUAGGCUAACAAUUUUCGUGUUCCAGAUUACAUAUUUUGAGCUAUUUCACCUCCCCCAUCAGCUCUGUUAUGAUAGCGUAUUGCUUCAUUAUGGUGUCCACAUUAGAAGACAUCAUCUCAAUUGAUGUCUUCAGCUCAUCCAUGUCCUUUUGGAGCACUUUCAUGGCCAUCCUGGACCCUCCGAUCUAGACCGAAGACGAGUCACACUGCAGAUGAACUGGGGGCCGACUGGGCCUGCCCGACGGUUCUCGUCGCCGUCCGGAGACUUCCAACUGUGCCCGGGGGUUCUGCGGCUGUUCGGUUACCGCUGGGGGGGGGGCUCCGCCUCAGACACACACGCGCGGCUACCGUUAGCAUUAGCAGGCCGUUCAGAUGAAACAGAGUCCAGGGAGAAAAUCCAGAUACUUCAUCAUUUCGGCAGAUUUACAGAGUGAUCUGAACGCUGACUCCAAAUAAGUUCUCAGUGUUCCACAGACGCCGAGCUCUCCUCCACGCUGUCCUCCUGAUCUCUCGACGGGGUGUCUAACUCAGUGUUGCAGUGUGUUUGACCCUAAAUUAAUUUUACAUCGGAGUAUCCCUCUAACAACCUUUCUCUCCUUCUCUACAAUCCGUCUGUGUCAUUAACUUUAAACCAUCAUGUCCCAUUGGAGUCACCAAUUCUCAGUCUUUUCUGGGAGUCCCUGAGCUCCAUCAUGUCAUAGGUUCCUCUGGAUCACUGCUGUAGGGGUGUCCUGUUGCUUUAGAGCAAAUAUGAAGCAUAAGGACAGCUGGGUGAUUGGUCAGAAAGCCAUGUCAUAAUCUUGAUUAAUUAGGGGAACUUUAAAAUUUCCUUGGUAGCACUAUCAUAAAAAUGCAAAGGAAAAAAAAAACUUACUUCUAUCCCAAAACCCAGAAGAAGUUUGUCUUCAGACAUAUAGAAAGCAGAGUUGUCCUUGUUGAUUCUAUUUUAACUUGAGAACCUGCAACCAACCAAACGUGUUUAGAAACUCUAAUUCUGACCUUUUCUUUGAGUUCAGAGGUGUUUGAAGGUGUUCCAACAUUACAUGGUUUGUAGAGCAAGUUCUGCACAGUACAUAAUCUCUCAAUUUACCCUGGAAAAAGGUGAAAGUGGCCUUCCUCAGACUUAUUGCUCCACAGUGUUUGAGGUCUGUGUCUCUCUAGCCUUCAGAUCACGUGUACAGUAGUACUGAACUUAGUUAAGGUGGCAUUUGUAGCAGGGAGGUAUUGAAGAUUACAGCAGAACAUUAGCUUAAGCUCAUGUAAGUAUAAGCUAUGGGACGGACCCUCUGACUCGGGUCUUGGGUCAAGUCUGCUGGUCACUGGCUACGUCAAAUUGAGGACUUUUUUAAUGAAACAAGCACUUCACAAGAUUUGUUUACUAAAGAGUGCACUUUAAAUGCAUAACUGCACACUAAUGACAGAGAAAAGCAGUUAAAAAGUGGCACCGUCAUCUACCUAGCUAUGUGUUCUGUUGUUAUAUGACAGCCUGCAGUACAUUGGAGGUGUUACCACAGGAACAGAAACAGAUGCAUACAUGUUCUCUGGUUGCUCACUUUAUUAACAUCAUGUGUGCAACAAGUACCACACAAAGGUCUCUACCCACACAUGGCCUGAUACAACACUAUGUACUCAACAUGAUGUGGCAGCAAAUGGACACAUGCUUCUUUAAGCGCCAUCUCUUGGGUAAUAUCCCAUAACAGGAUAAAUCCCUCUCAUUGUUGGUCUCAUUGGUGCAGAGGACACAGCUCACUUUUCAGGAAACAAAAAAAGUAUCAGAAGUGCAUCUUACGCACUUGAUUUUAAAAAGUUUAUUUGUUUCCCUACUCUGUUUGUUCUUGGUUUCUGCUCACCUCCGUCAAUCUCUCUCACCAGGCUGGUUUCCUGAAGAGCCAUCACUGCUAUGAAAUCAUCUUCACUGUCCCUGAUGUUCCCACAGUAGGAAAAGAGAUGUCCUGUCUCCCUUCCUGCUCUCCAUCCCGUAAACCUCCCAACCUUCGAAUUCAUCGGAUAAACUCGACAUUAGAAGGUAAGUUUGAACCAUUCAAACAAACAUUUGGACUUGAACAUGGAGUUUACACCAGUGCAUCAGGGCCUGAUUUUAACACAGGUGGCAGAUGAUGGAGGUGAAGCCUCAUCUGAAUUGAACUGAUUCAACAUUUUAUACAUCUCAUUGUAAGGUUUUUGAAGUCGUUUCCACUGUAUGGCUCAGGCCUUGUUCCUGUACGUCUGGUUCUUGCAGGAAAACAGGAACUGCCCUUUGGGAUGACAAAGAGUUGCAGAUAAAAGUCAAUACAAGACAAGUUCAUGAUCAUGCCUAAAAGUACACAUGUAUGGAUGGUUCAGAUAGGGAUAUUUUCCUUAAGUCGAUAUCAGAAACCUCUCAUUGUUUGGUUGACUGGUACUUUGUCUAAAUUUCCAGACCAUCUGUCAUUUAUUACCAAAUCUACCUGUCUGUCUCCUUUUUGUUUCCGUUGUCAUCAGACAAAAACCAUGACUCUGUACAUUAAUGGAAGUUUUGGUUACAAAGCUCUCAUGCCCAGAGAGAGAGAGAGAGAGAGAGAGAGACACAUGAGCUGACCUCUGGGGGUUUUAGACCCUCCUUUCUUUCUGCUAACACAGGUGGAUUAACAGUCAGAUUACUAGUGAGCAGGAUGGCUUAGGGACAGAACUGAUCUCUGUUUUAUUGGAGUCCUGUUUACAUCCUGACAUUAAGGGAGGAAAUGUUGGUCCGUCUGUUCGUUGGUUCACCGGUUUUGUGUCUCAACAGCAAUGCUCCACUGCAAGGUAUAUAUAUAUAUAUAUAUAUAUAUAUAUAUAUAUAUGUAUGUAUGUAUGUAUGUAUGUAUGUAUGUAUGUAUGUAUGUAUGUAUGUAUGUAUGUGUGUACAUGUAUAUAAUAAUUUUCAUUUUUAUUCAUUUUUCAAAAGGCAUGGUACAUGGCAUAUAUUUCACAAGCUGUUGUUUCCAGAUUACAGAAACAUCUGGCACAUUUGUAUUAUGUUGGGAUAUGAAGAUAGACUCCGGUAUUCGAGUCCCAUAAAAUAAAAUAAAUAGGUGCUCACAUCCAGAAAAAAACAGUCUUGUGGAGAGAGAGUUUUGUCACAUCAAAAUAUGACACUGGAUCACACAGUCAUGUGGGAGACUGCUGUCUGUUCAGACCUGUUGUCAACUGCCAUGAAGGUCCAGAAGCUGUCCCAGAGAGUCGCCACUACUUCCUCACGGUUACCUUUUACUCUAAUGAGUUUCAGAUUUAGGGCCCUUGCUUCCUUCCAGUGUCUUAGGAUAACUCGACAGACUGUAAUCAGACUCACAAUAUAAUAGAGAAUGCACAUUCAGAUAUGUUAGGCAUUUGCGACCGGUCCCCUAGCAAACUCAACAAUGGGCUCAAAGGGACCUCAGAACCGGACCAUCUGCUCAGGAUUUUUAACACCUUUUUCCAAAGUGGUUUAACCAUUCCACAUUCCCACAUACAGUGUAGGAAGGUUCCUAUUUCCAAUCUUACAUUUCCAACACAGGUCAUUGUUUAACAACUUCAUACUAUGAAGUCUGGAUGGUGUAAAGUAAUAUCUGUGCAAUACUUUAUAUUGAGUGAACUUACCCCUCGCUUCCUUGAUAUAUUUACCACAAUCUGCAACAAUUUUGGACCAUUUAUCAUCCUCAAUGGCCUCUCCAAGGUCCCGUUGCCAUAUCAUUUUCACAUUCACAAAGUCAGUACUCUGGGCAGAGUUUAACAUUUUAUGAAAUUGCAAAGCUUUAUGGGUCUCCUGUGGUAGUUGCUUAUAGUUUGAAAUUAUAUUAUCAAUCUCAUUAUGUUACUUAGACAUCAAACAGCUUCUUAUCUGCAAGUAUUUCCAGAAAUUUCUUUGCCAAACCAAACCGAAUUGUUCCUUUAUAUGAUUAUAUGACCUGAACCCACCGUUUUCAUACAAAUCACCAAUGGUGCUUAUACCACGGGAAUGCCACUGCCUCCAGUACACAGCAUUCUUCCCAAUACGGAUUGCGCCAUUAUGCCAUAAUGAACAGUAUCCUUGUAACUCAUGUGCAAGUUUUAACAUUUUAUGCAGUCUGAUCCAGACAUCUCUUAAAUGUAAAAGAACUGGGUUUUAGAUAUUGCAUGAGGAUUGAGACAAAACUUCAACAGGAUUAAAAGGUCUACACAGCUCGCAUUCAACAUCCAUCCAACCUACUUUAACCUCAGCCCCCCCCCCCCCAAUAUUUGGCAAUCAUAGCCAUUUCAAAAGAUAAAUGAUACAGUCUAGGGUCCAGAAGGCCCAGCCCACCUUUCUCCUUAUGGGCACAUAAUUUUCUCAGUUUAACUCUUGCCCUCUUCCCAUUCCACAGAAAACUUUUUAUGAUAUCAUCAAACUGCUUAAAAAUAGUGCAUGGAAUCUUGAUUGGAAGCAUUGUGGUGAUGUAAUUAACUUGAGGACCCACUACAAUUUUUAUGGUGCUAAUUUUCCCCAACAAUGUGAGGUUGAUCUUCUCCCAUUUGUCUAGGUUUGUUUUAAUCUUUGUCGUAGUGGAUUAAAAUUCAGCAUCACCAUUUCCUUUGGAUCCUGAGAAAGUUUGACACCAAGAUAUUUCAUUCCCUUGUGAACCCAUUUGAAAUUGAACUUCUCUACCAUAAAUGAAAGGCAAGAUUUGGAAAGGGGCAUAGCUUCAGAUUUAUUCCAAUUUAUAGAGUAACCUGAUAGUUUUAAAAAUGAUUGGAUUGUGUCCAUAGACUGUAUAUAGAAUGGACAGCGUCUGCCUCCUUGCUGGGUGAAGCCACUCCAAGACCAGCACCCUCUGUUGAUGGGCUGCAGUAUAGGUCAUAAAUCCCACCUUCGCCAGCAAAUCUUAUGGGGCUCUGGACAAUUUUUCUCCCCCCUGGUUGCGGUGUUGACAUGUAGUUACAGUAAGACUGGUUUGUGCUCAAGUCUUCUUUUUUCUGUGAAGCUCCGUUUUUAAAAGUUAUUAGGGGGUUCAUGUUUUCUAUUAUUGACACCUGAUGCAGCCUAUUGGCAUUCAGGGAUUGCGUGGCUCACCCAGGGGAUACACUGUUUGAGCCGAGUGUCAUCACAGCAACUCUCGGCGACUCUCCUGCCGAAUGCACACAUCGCGACUGCGCAGCGCUGGUUUUAGGAAAUAAGAAAAAUCCCGGAAAUACCGAGAGCUUCAUAACUUCCAUCUGUUUUGCUACACUCCCGCCAUCAUGCAGUAACUUCUCCGAGGCGUCUUCCAGGUGUGCCAUGCAGGUAAAUUUUGACUUUGAGAGAUCAGAUAGGGAAACUCUCUGAAAAACACUUCUUCUCUUCUCUGUGGGAUAGAAAAGCCUCUGGAUGUCACAGAAACAGAGUUUAUUACUGUAAAGUUGGUAAUACAUUGCACUGUUCUAGUAUUUUUAGACCUGAUAUUGUAAGUAUAACGAUAUUUGGUUGUAUUCAACAGGGUUUUGUACCCCUUCUGUCCCCUGUCCGCUGUGAUUAUUUCCAUGGUUGUCAUUUGUGCUAACUGCCUCUCAUGAUGCAUCAGGUCAUAGCUUUAUGAGAAACGUGGUACUACUUUAAGGGCCUGAUCUACUAAAGGUUUGUGUGUGCAAAAACACGUGCAAACUUGAUAGCGCAUGCAAACCUGAUCUACUAACCGUGUGCACGGAGGAUUGCGUCUGUCAAAUGAGCAAAACAGCGCGCACAGUCGAUUUAGCAUGUUUGCCUUCAUGAAUGCAGAAUGUAUGUAGAUCAUCAGAAUGCACAAAAUACUGGGAGGAGCAGAUGCAAAUGAAAUCAUUUAGCACCUGCAAUGUGAUUUAUCAAACCCGGAAACAGAUUGCGGUCGCUGUUUUGCAUUUAUAUUUAGCAGGUUUGAAAGGCACGUGCAAACUGGAGCAGCAUUACAACACCAUGAUCCUUGUCCAGAAGCUUGUGAUUUAUUUCGUUUUUCUGGUAAAUGACGAUUUUUAUAAAUAAUUGGGUCAAACACGGAACAGACGAAAAAAUUCUGUCUAAUUGAUUUUAAAUCGUUUUAAUCUCUUUUUUGAUUUCUAAAAAAAAAAAGUUGAUGACUCCCACUAUUUUGAACCGGCUCUUACCUGGAACCAGUUUUCAUUUCCCACCCCUGAACAAAGGCCUAAUUGCAAUCAUAAACAUGGUUCAUGGGCUAAGUGACUGCAGCAUAGCUUUGUCAGUGUGAGCAUGUCAUUAGGGAUAGCUUAAAUGCUAGAGAGCUUAAAUGUCUGCAGCCCCUCACACAUGAAUUCUUUACAAUUUUAGGAGAAGUUUCUGGAUAUUUACCAAAUGCAAUUAUUAUGCUGUUACCUCACAGCAAGACUUAUGUCUAUGUUGGUCACUGUCUUUGGAAAUUAUCCACAGGCCUCAUGUAUAAAACAGUGCUUAGAAUCCAGUGCUUAUGUGCCAAAAAUCCAGAAAUGGCGUGUGCAGAAAUAAUCCAGAUGUCUAUAGUGCUGUUCUUACUCAUUGUUCCUUUUAUAAACCAUUAUCUGCCUAUGAAUAAAGGCAUGUGGAUCAGCCUUCUCCUCCAUGCUAGCUCUGCCAAGGCCACUUUUAAGCCUAAAGGAGUAUUUCGUUUGAUCACAAGGGCAGCUCUGGAUCAGUCCACUGCAAUAUGGUAAAUGUGUGGCAGAUAUUCUUGGAAAUAUCGGGAUCUGAAUGUCUGUGAACCAUUGGGGGUUUAUUAAAAGAGGCUUUGAGAAAUCCCCCUGAGGCAAAGAGGUUAUCUAAACAGGAGCUUUUAUGAAGGCCAGAUUGGACUCCAGCUUACGCCCAGACUGUAAGUCCAGCCCUGCAAAGAGUCUAAUUGAAGCUGCGGCUCAGAGAUGCACUCUGCGGCUCAGAGAACUGACACUAUGAUGAAGAGCUGAGUAAGCAACAUCCUGCACGACUCCAAAUGUUUAAUAUACAUCUGAGGCUGAGAAAGAACACAGAAAUGCACCUACCCUCUGUCAACACUUUGUUGGAUGACCCUACACUUUGGAUGACCCCCCCCUUUCUCUUCUCAUCUAUGAAAUAUUGCUUCCCAAAAUUAUCCACCUCCUCACAAAUAAAUGAAGAGAAGAUGAAAUUAGGUUGAAAAAAAAUUGAAAUGAAAUUUCAUAAAACCCCUCCCUACUUCUCUUCAGGAGUUAAAGUCCUGUGUGAGUACAGGACUCACCAGGAGGGGGUGCUGCAGGAGGACGUCACCCUGGUUACCAAAGGGAAGAAAGUCAGCAGUCUGAAGGUCAGACUUCAAGCCAGAGUCAUUGGUAUGUAAUGCACAUACACAUACACAUGCAUGCGCGCGCGCGCACACACACACACACACACACACACACACACACACACCAUAGUAAUUAGAAUGGGCAUUAUCAAGACCUCCUUUUGGUCAUAAUUUGAUUUGAUAUCGAUUCAAUAUUGAUUAAUAUGCUAUGACAUUGAUUCAAUAACAUGCACGGAUGACAGAAAUACUCACGAGUCACUACAAAACUGUCAAGUAUUUGUUGAAUAUAAAACUAAACUAAAAUAACACUUUCGGAAAGUGGUGCAAUGAUUGUGUGGGUUAAGAAAAACAGUGACUCCGAAAAGACAUUUUAGGAUUAUUUGUCAUGGUUUUCUCUGAUUUAUAGAGAAUGAGACAUCCACACAUUAAUCAGGAAUAGGUCAGCACACAGGACAGGAGGACAUUUGCCUGUUGUUUUAGAUGGCCCCAAUGCCUCACACAGGAUGCAAACAAGUAGCAUGCUGUAUAAAUCUCUGAAUCUGAACAACAGCUUUAUGCAAACAGUUGACCUGGAAGCUUUUUUAAUAACCUAUAAGGCCUGUAACAAUAUACAAUUCAAGAACCUUACUAUGCCCAAAGGGAAAUUCAUUUGUCUGGAAUCUGAUUAGAAAUGAUUCUCUGGAAGGACAGCUAACAAACUGUGUAAAUCCAGUCAGGUGAGAGGAGGGUGACAUGGAUGAAGUCUAAGAGACCAGUGCUGCUAAAACUUAGAGCAGGGUAGAGGCAUAUAUGUAAAAUGUUCUCUUGAAGCAACAAUGAAAAGAGUCGCACUGGCACUUCAGUGAGUCAUGACCUGUUUGGCUGUUGCGGAUGGUUCAAUCCCAAAACUGUCUGAAUGGAUACCAAAUUGAGAGAAAAGAAAUUGCAAUGCAUUGAUGAAUGGAUAGUUUUACACCACCUAACAGUAACAGUAAGGACAAACUGAGGUUGUAUGAUCCCUAGAUGUUGACUGAGCCCAGUAAGUGGCUAUCGCACUUCAGAGGAAUAGGAUAUUUGAAGAGGAAUAUUUGAAGUCUGCUCUGCAUACCCUAGUUGCUGAUUGCCUUUGUCCAGUCCUUAACUCUGAUCACCUUGAAACUAAAUUGUCUUUGUUCCAGCUAACAGGCUGUGGUAAAUAUACUGUUGACUUUUAGCUUUGAAACAUCACAAUUACUCUUUGGCCAUGGCCAAUUAUCAGGGCCGAUAUUAAGUUGUUUGCCUUGGUAUUUCAUUGGUUAAUUAAAAAGAGUGCUACUUUGGGUCCACUCUGUGUGUGUUCCCCUCUGGGUCUGUUUUCCUGCACCACUUUGUCUCACUAGUGUCCUGUCCACGACAUGACCUGGCAGUGUUAACAUAACUGGGCUCUAAGUGUAGCUAAUAAACUAUUUAUGUCUGUGUAUGUUGAAUGAUGUUGAAUGUGUCAGUCUCUUUAUUUCACUUUUGCUAAAGGCAUUGAACCUAAGGGUAUUUGUUUUGGGUUGUGCAAAAUUUCAGAUUUAAAUUUCCUCAUUCUAUUGUCAGUGCAUAUUGGUUCAAAAAUCUUUUAUUGGUCUCACUAACUACCAAUAAACAAUAUGGGCUCUGAAAAAAAGAAAAUGACCCCUAUUCUAUACUGCCAAGCUGAUGAGGACUGAUAUGUUCCAGACCACUUCUGUACAUGAACUUAGUGAUCAGAUCUGAAUCAAUCCCUAGGAUUCAGGUGCACGCAGACCUGAAGUUAAAACUAUUCUCUUGUUCCCCCAGUAGAUCAGGUUCAGACAGAGUCAUACACUGCUAACAGAUCAUAAGAAAUGUCAAUGAUAGCUCAAACAGCCAGUGGCCUACCAGAGUGCUUUACAGUAAAAUAUGCAGAAACAAUAAAAACAUAAUACAUAUAAAUACAUAAACGUAACAAAUAAAAGACCCAACAAAAGUAACUAUACUACAUCAAAGGCUAAAGUGAACAGGUGCGUCUUUAGAGAUUUUCUAAAAGUGGAGAGGGUAUUUGUGAUGCGCACUGUCAGGGGUAAAGCAUUUCACAAAGUGGGAGCCACAACAGAAAAUGCUCGAUCUCCUCUAGAUUUUAAAUGGAUCGAGGAACAUCUAAACGGGGCUAGCCCAUUCAGAGACUUAAAAACAAAUGAAAGAAUCUCAAAAUCGAUCCUGUAUCUAACAUGGAGCCAGUGAAGCGAGGAAAGCACCAGAGAUAUAUGCUCCCAUUUCUAAGUCCCAGUUAGGAGAUGAGCUGCAGCAUUUUGAAUGAGCUGCAAGCAGUUGAGCUCUGAUUUGCCAAUGCUGACAUACAGAGAAUUACAAUAAUCUAAACGAGAUGUAAUAAAAGCAUGGAUAACUUUUUCAAGGUCCUUCUGGCUUCAAUACGAUUUAACUUUGGCUAGAAGCCUGAUUUGACCACUGCACUGACCUGUUUGUUAAGUUUAAAAUCACCAUCAAUAAUAAAACCGAGAUUCCUGGCAUGGAAUACAAGGUGCCAGUGAGCCAAGGUGAGCUGGAAAGGACCUGAAUCAGGUCGGGGCAACGAAACAGGACAACCUCUGUUUUGUUUUCGCUUAAUUUUAAGAAGUUGAGAUCCAGACAUCACUCAUGCAGUUAAGCACAACCUGCAGAAAGUCUUUGGUAGGGACCUUAACAGGCAAAUACACCUGUAAAUCAUCAGCAAAACAGUGAAAAGGAACACCAUGCUUUCUAAAAAUUGACCCCAAGGUUAGCAUAAUUGUAGGAGAGCCUGAACUGACCCCUGGGGGACCCCACACAUCAGAGGGGCCACUGUGGAAGAAAACUGGCCCAUGUGCACAGAAAAAGAUCUCUCAGAGAGGUACGAUUUGAACCAGCUCAAGGCAGUGCCUUUGAUGCCUACUCAAUGUUCAAGGCAUGAUAGGAGGAUUGAGUGAUCCACCGUGCCAAAUGCCGCUGUCAGGUCAAGGAGGAUUAAAAAGGCACAGUUACCAGAAUCAAGGUUUAUCAAAAGAUCAUUAAAAACUUUUAAAAGAGCAGUUUUAGUGCUGUGAAGAGACUUAAAACCCGACUGAAACAAUUCACAAACAUUUGCCCCUUGGUUGGUUAAAAACUAUUUUCUCUAAAGCCUUAGAAAUAAAAGGAAGUUUGAAAAUUGGCCUAAAAUUGGUCAAAACCGAGGGAUCAAUUUUUUUGUUUUUCAAGAGAGGCUGCACCAUGGCAUGUUUAAAGGAGGAUGGUCCACAUUCAGAGCUGAGACACUGAUUAAUGAGAGGCAAAAUAAAAGAGUGAAAUGAGUUGAAAACCCCUUUGAACAAACAGGAAGGAAUGCUGUCAGAUGGCCAGUUGGCAGGACAUAAGUGUACCACUAUAUCAGUAAGUGUAGAGAGGGAAACAGGAUCAAACUGCUGAAAGACAGCUGAGCUAGCUGAAGGAACAGUGGGGUCCUGAACAGACUGGGGGGUGAAGACCUAAGAGCAGAAAUCUUAUAGACAAAGAACUGCAGAAAGUCCUCACACAGAGAAGAGGAAGGGCUCUAUUUUCGUGCCUCGCCGACAAGGCGUUCCCAAGCACAAUUUGGUAUUUUGGUGAGAGGCGCAGCCCGGCGUAAGUAUCCCCCCUCCCUAACUCAGCUCCUCCCAGUGGCGUAAGUCGUAGCGAGGGAGGAGAAAGGGCGUGGAGUGGGUUUAACAAAGCCGAGACCUGUUUUCACCAAUCACAUAAGCUCCUCUCCUUGCCUUUAAAUCCGCCACCGGCAAGGCGUAUUACAAUAUUCAUGAAGUAGUCUGAGAGAUCAAGAGAUGUCUGAAGACAGUUAUGCCACACAAUGGCGACAGAAGGCAGCUCCUCAACAAGUGUUGCUGUAAGCGCUGCAUUGGGCGUCCUCCACACUCUCUCAUAUGAGCACAGAUGGAUUUGGUGUGUGUAAUGUUGGACCCACUAGUAAGACAAACAUCCCUUUCCACAAAUAAAGACACUCACAUAAAGUUGCACAUAUUCAAACCUCACGUGACAAAGGUGGGUUGUGCGCAGAGAUCACAUCAUAAAUUCCAAAAAUGGCAUUAAAGUCGGAACCAUCUGUGCGUAAAUGACGCAUCGCGCUCCGUGGCCUGGCUCUUUCUUUCAUAGAUGUUGGCAUAUAAAAUAAAUUUGCCUCACAAAACUGAAUAUUAUAAUAUUCAUAUGUAGGCUUAAAGUAAAUGACUCAUCUGAUCACUGAAACAAAUCAUCUGUUCAGCAGCUGCAGCAAGACGGAGAGAGGACAGGGAGACAUGUCCAGGUUGAGCUGCGCGAGAAAUAAAAGGAAGAGGAAGAAAGAAAGGGAGGGAGACAAAUUAAAUAUCUUGUUAACUUUAUCAUGUGUGUCUAUUUACUAGAUAUUUUAUUUAAUUUAAUACGGUUUCAGCUGUGUAGAUUCAGUCAGGUUGUGUGUCCAAACGUGUGACAAACGCGCUCAUCAGAUCAGAUACAGAUCAGAAUAUACCUUCAUAGAUGGAAAUGUAUGUGCUAACUCAGAUUAUUAGUUGUUGAUGAUUAUUUAUUGCACUGAAAUGUGCCUGAAACUGUGGAAACCUGCAGGUGACGUAUGCCGAUACGCCGCCGGUCUACCAAAAUACCUCUAGACUAGCUGCGCUCCGCCUGCACUGAAAGCUGACCAGGUUUGAAUCGGCGAGCUUUCAGCGCACUUAACAUGCCACUGGCGAGCACGAAAAUGUCACUGCGCCUGCUGAUUCUGUCGACACCUCCCCCUGCCACGCCACCAUGCCCAGCUUGGCGGAUCUCGGUUCGCCUCCGUGCGCCUCAGUCCACGAAAAUACCAAACUGGCUGUACGCCGGGCUCCUCCAGACAAAAAUACAACUGUGCGGGCUCUGCCACCCUCCAUCGCCUCACCAACGUAAACAAAAAUAGAGCUCGAAGGCUCAAUACAGACAGCAACACAAGGAUUCACUAAAGACUCAAAUACUUUGAAAAGCACCUGCGGUUUGUGAGCAUGAGCAGAGACAAGUGAGGAAAAACACUCUGUUUUUGCAUUUUUCACUGCCUGCUGAUAGGUUAGGAGACAGUCAUGUAAGAGAUCCCAGGAAAUUUGGAGUUUGUCCCUUUUCCACUCCCUUUCCGCCUGUCUGCAUGUGCGUCUGAGCGCACAAGUGGACUCAUUCACUUCACUUUUAACUCCUGUCUGUCCCAAAAAGCCUUUUGUUUCUACUCUGUUAGGUUUGCUGAUAUCCCACAGUCUCCAGAAUUUAAUGUAUUAAAGCCUCUUCAUUAAAAUUCAGUCUGCUGACUGCAAAGCUUUUUCUUCUGGCACCUGUUGAAGCAUUUUUUGUAUUCAGCUCUAUUUUUGUCUCAUGAGCCAUAUUUAAACUUCUUAUAUCAGAUCUUUUAUGAUUUUGAAAUGUAUAUAUGUUUUUGUGUCAGUGCUGUAAAUAACAGGAAACUCAUUAACACACAGUACUCUGCCUCUCUCCUUGUUGCCCUCCUCCUUUUCCAUCUCCGUCCAGACCCACAUCACGGGACACCCAUGCUGCUGGAGGGGGUGAGGUGCUUGGGGUCCCAGAGAGACGUCCUCACAAGGCAUGGCAGCGACCGUAAGAGGAUAUGAAGAAAAUGUAAUCACAUAUUGUGUACAUGCAUUUACUGUCAGUCUGCAACAGUGUUGACUGGGUCAAAGCAAGAAAAGCCAAAUGUGUUUCCAGACACAGAAAUUGCAGUAUUCCUAAAUAUUUGAUGGAAGGUGACUAGUUUAUUAAUUACUGCUAUCACAAUCCUUUAUUUUCUGCAACAAUAGAAAACUUCCUUUUGCUCUGAAAGAAAGCUUAAUACCACCAGCUGUCCAGUAAACACAGCCAUGAAGCCCCGGUUUGUGGGGGUUCAGUACACCAGCUAUAGCUAACUCUCAUUAAAGAAUACACAAACACAAACCGAGCCAAGUAGAAACUUAGAUCUGCACAUCACUCAUCACGCACUUUCACGGACUUUACAUUCAUAGUAUGUAACUUUAUAGCAGCACAACCAAGGAAAACUUUGUCUCACACUGUCUCAUAUAACCACUCACUACAGUACAAGGCUUUUUGUCCACAUCCAAAAUAACGCUUCUAGAGUUGCAAAUUUUGCAGUAAUUCAUAUUAUUUGUCCUUUGCACAAAAUAUCAAUGAUGAAUGUCACAUUUAAAACCAGUUAUUACUGUAAUGUUCACUCACUGUAGAAAUCAGCAGACUGGAUUUAGGUGCACUGGUAGGUUGUCUUUUACCGGAUCUGCAUGCGCUCAGAAAACUAUAAAAGGCAUGGCGCAAGAAUAUCUCAAUACAAGCAGUAAUGAUCAGGUACUGGUCAAGGCAGACAGCCAUAACUCACUGUAAAAUGAUACAAUGUCCUAUUCAACCACUGACAACUAUCGAGGGUUAUACAGGUGCAUCUCAUAAAAACAUGGUAUAUUGUAAGAAAGGGGCUCAUAUGAUUCAGUUAGUGAGGGUGAACUCUCACACAUCUUUAAUACUUGAUCAGCGCAUCAAUGUGGUGGAGCAUGGAGAUGAUGAGCCUGUUUCUCCGCAGAGGCUGCUUCGAUCACAUCCUUAGGCUGGUCUGUAUUUUUAAGUUCAGUUGUUUUUCAUUUUUGUGUCAACAAAUAUCCUACUGAUCCUCUAUGGGGUUCAGGUCAGACCAGUUGGCUGGACUAUCAAGCACAGUGACAUCACCGUCAGCAAACCAGUUUAUGGUGGUUUUGGUGCUGUGGGCAUGCCCCAGGUCCUGCUGGAAAUCAGGUGGUCUCAAAAACCUCCUGGUAGACUUUAGGCUGUGUUAACUCUGGACUUCAUAAAACACAGUACACCAGCAGCAACACCCCAACAUGGCACCCCAAACCAUCACAGACUGGGGAAACUUCCCACUGGACUUCAAGCACUUUGGAUUCUGAGCCUCUCUGAUCUUCCUCUAGACUCUGGGACCUUAAUAUCCAAAUGAGACACUAAACUGACUUUAGCCUGAAUCAGGACUUUGGACCACACAGCAACAGUCCAGUUCUUUUUCUUCUUAGUCCAGAUGAGACUCUGAUUACGUUGUCUCUGGUUCAGUAGGGUCUUAGCAGCAGGAACACUUGUAGUCCAUAUCCUGGACUCAUCUGUGUGUAGUGGCUCUUGAUGCUCUGACUCCAGACUCAGUCCAGUCCUGUGGAGCUCCUCUAAGUUCCUGACUCUGCUCUCUUUGUCAGUCCUGUUCAGGCUGUUCUCAUCCCUGUCUCUUGAGAUCUUUUUCCUCCCUAACUUUCCUCUUCAGUCAACUUUCAUGAAUCUGCUUCAUACAGACUCUGGAAACAGCCAGACUUUUCAACAGAACCAUCUGAGGCUGACCCUCCUUGUGGAGGGGUCAGGGAUGGUCUUCUGGAUGACUGUCAGGUCAGCAGUCUGAACCCUGAGUGAUAGAAUCAUGGAAUAUAUAUUGUUUGAAUUAUAAUUUACUCAAACUUGAAAUUGAAUAUUCCAAUAUUUUGAGAUAUGUAAGACUACUUCUUUUGACAUGUAGGUUAUUAAAAUUAAAAAACACUUGAAACAUCCUUAUACAGAAGAAUUUCAGAAUCAAGUUUUAUUGUCUUGAACAACUUCUGGGGGAAAAAAAAAACUUUUUCUCAUUAUUCUAGUUUUUUGAGAUGCACCUGUAGAUCCUUUUUCACAAACGUUUUGGGCACCAACUUUGAUGAUGAUGGUGGUGUAGUUUUGGGCCAGGUUGUUAGGAGACUUUAAUAUGGUUAAGAGUGAUCUGGAUGUGAUCAUGUAUUAAUGUUACCCAAAUGUAACGUACACUGAACAAAAGUGGUAUCAUCUGAAAUUCAGGGUUUAUUAAUUGACAGGGUUGAUGUUGUGAUGACAUUUCAUUUUUAUGUUUAUAUAUUCAGUUCUUAAGAUAGUGCAACACACCAAUUUACUGUAAAAUUCACUCGCUCUGUGCGACCUAAAGGGAUAUAGGUAUGAAGGUAUGUAGGUAUCCCACAGAGAGGCUCAGUGACUGUUCAGAGAUGGUGUGGAUCCAGUCCCACUUAAAAUGAAGGUUCUCUUGAAUGAUAUAUGUAAACAUGUUGGUGAAAUAGUGUCUUUCCAGUUGUUAGUCCUUAGACCUUAGGCUGUGUAAUAAUUGGAAGUAGUGUCUGUGACGUCACCUAUUUACAGAGUUCUGAAGCUUUUUGGCAGUGGUUGCCAUAUUGGAAAAGCUGACUGACUCAACCUAACUCUCAGUCGACCAGAGGCAUGCCUGCAAACAGUUGCAAUGUGCCCACCUGUCAGUCAAGUCGGCUGGACCUCUGAUUUAUUGGUCUUGACCUCACCUUAAGAACUUUGAAACAAACGUGUUCCAACUUUCCUGUACAGUGGGCGCAGUGGACGCUGAGCUAUUAAUUCUGUGUUUGGGUCAAUAUAAUAUUUUGUUCAGGGGUGUAGCACCAAAUUCUGAGCCCUGUACACUCUUAGGGCUCUAUUUUGGUGCCUCGCCGGAGACGUGC
Messenger RNA from Xyrichtys novacula (pearly razorfish), 30826 nucleotides. The record is from the annotation of a GenBank genome assembly. NCBI's taxonomy places the organism in Eukaryota, Metazoa, Chordata, Actinopteri, Labriformes, Labridae.